Molecule: messenger RNA, 1655 nt
Organism: Gasterosteus aculeatus aculeatus (three-spined stickleback)
Lineage: Eukaryota; Metazoa; Chordata; Actinopteri; Perciformes; Gasterosteidae
Gene: hwa
Product: huluwa
Source: RefSeq, a predicted model, not a curated record
UAGGACACACCUGUGGAUCUGUGAUUUAUGUGGCUGCCAACUGAGCCCGCGUCGCACAGUGGCCUCAGAUUGCGCCUGUGCUUUGUUAACACCGACAGAACGCGUUUACCACGAUGAGGACCAGAGGGGUGAAAGACAACAGUCCCGCUUGGAGACUUUUUGCACGUGAGAACCAGAUCGGCACGUGGCUGUUAGACCAAAAAAUUAAGAAACACUUUCAACCGCGCAGCAGCCCACGUUGAUUGGCACGUCGACCCACCUGCGCGCGUCCCCGGGCGCCGUGGAAACUCCGCGGAGAUCCGCUUUCGUCUUAAAUUCUGCCUUCAUGUCCCCUGGGAUGAAAUGUCGCGGAUAAGUCAGUCCACGCCAUCCAACGUGACGGAGGUUUACCCCGUGACCAACCUGACCUUAGUGGUCCUCCUGCUCAUACCCUGCGUGGUCGUUCUGCUCCUUCUCAACUGCCUGUUCCUGGGUUACAAGUUGCUGAUCUUGUCGGAGAGGAAGAACCGGCGGCCGCGCGGGGACGCGGAGGAGAUGCUGCUGCAGUCCACGCUGCGCCGAGCCCGCCGCCACGGGGCGUCAGACGUGGCGUUCCCGUUCCUGUCUACGUCGGAGCCGGUGGUCGCGCAUCCCGUCACGUCCUCCAGGGCUUCCUCCAGGGAGAGGCCCGCGGCCGAUCGCAGGACCCGGCAGGUGAUGCCGGACGGCGCGACCGGCUCGGGGUCGACGAGGGCACCGAGCACCAUCCGGGCCGCCUCCUCCGCGGCCGGUUUCACCCCCAGACUCGAUCCGCCGUCCGGCUCGCGGACGCGCGGCACCGGUAAAGCGGGAUGGCGUAAAAGCGCGCCGGUUGUACCGCAGUCCAGUGGGUCAGAGGCGGACACCAGAGUGCACCUUGUUCCGCCGAACUCUCCCACGGAGGCCGAACACGUGGCUCACCUUCGUCGGAGCAGUACUUUCCAGAUGCUGACAGAUGUGAAGCCAGGCAUUGCCAUGCUCGUGUUCGACAAGGUGGCCGUGGAGUGCGAGUACACCGACCGGCGGCCCGAGGAGGCCUCCUACCUGAACACGUCCGCAGUGGGACCUGGACUGGACAGCGACUUUGGUGCGAGUGCAGGUGUGUCCCUGCGGAUUCUGUCAGACAGCGACGGUCUGUCUAACGGCGUCCUGGCUUCGGCCCUGGAGUGGGAUUAUUAUGACCCUUGCUAUGUCAAGCAGAAUAAUGUACCCAAACAUAAACACCACAGACCCGCAGUGCACACCAAACAGUACUGGGUGUGAAAUGUUCCCGCUGUCAAGCGUGAUCUUUUAAUGUUAAGUUAUUUUUAUUUAAAUAAUAUGUGCUUUAGUCUUAAUUUAUUGUCACUAAUGAGUUUAAAUUUACACAUUUUUCUGAUUACACACUCUGCCACUGAAUUGAUUCAACUUGUGAAAUAUUUACUGCAGCCACCUUCACUUGUGUUAUUGUGAAAUGCGCACUUCUUCACUCAUGUUUGUCUAAAUUAGUCACCAUUUUAUAUCAACAGGGCUGUCCACUCAGUUUGGAAUUCCAUGCACAUUAUAUUACUUUAUUUACGCACUUUUAUUUAUCUAAAUGUUUUCAUUCUGUAAUAAAGACUAAUUUAGAAUUCAGACUUGUGAUCCUUCAAAAAAAA